This is a messenger RNA of Cynocephalus volans (Philippine flying lemur), 492 nucleotides long. Its product is annotated as bcl-2-interacting killer-like. Bases 1 to 492 code for a protein of 163 amino acids. Gene Ontology annotation, biological process: apoptotic process; apoptotic mitochondrial changes; male gonad development. The record is from RefSeq and is a predicted model, not a curated record. The transcript has a single exon. NCBI's taxonomy places the organism in Eukaryota, Metazoa, Chordata, Mammalia, Dermoptera, Cynocephalidae.
AUGGCCUCUGCCACUGCUAGAGAAGAAAUGUUUGAAGUACGACGCAUCUGCAGAGACCUCUUCAUGGAGACUCUCCUGUAUGAGCAAGUCCUGGACCCUCUGACUAUGGAGGUUCCCUGCAUGACCGAACCCAUGGAGGAGGACUUCGGCCCCCUGGAGGUCUUUAACCCCCUGGAGAAAUUUGAUCUCAUGGAAUCCCUUGAGGGCAGUGAUCAAGUGGCCCUGUGGCUGGCCUUCAUCGGGGAUGAGAUGGAUCUACACCUCAGGAGCCACCGCCUGGCCCAGCUACCUGGGAUGGCCAUGAAGAGCUUGGCUCUGGCUCUCACCUGCGACCAGACAGGCAUCAGGGGUCUUCUUAGAAGUUUUGUCAAUAGUCUCAGCAACCUCAGGAAGAUCAAAAUAAGGUUCUGGAGAUCCCUGUCCCCCAGGACCUGGGUGCUGCUGCCCGGGGUGCUGCUGCUGGUGCUGCUGCUGUAUCUGCUGCUCAAGUGA